Messenger RNA from Nothobranchius furzeri (turquoise killifish), 1135 nucleotides. RefSeq names its product UDP-N-acetylglucosamine transporter TMEM241 homolog (gene slc35d4). Gene Ontology annotation, cellular component: Golgi apparatus. The record is from RefSeq and is a predicted model, not a curated record. Lineage: Eukaryota; Metazoa; Chordata; Actinopteri; Cyprinodontiformes; Nothobranchiidae. Gene Ontology annotation, molecular function: GDP-fucose transmembrane transporter activity; antiporter activity.
UUGCUUCGAGGCUUCUUGACGUGUCUGCGGGUGCGGGAGCAGUGAGGGAAGUUGAAGCGAUCCUCUCUGAAAUCAGACCAAUGCUGAGUGUUAUUUGUUAGGAACCAUGUCCCCGCUGCCGUGCGUCUGCAGCUCAACAUGCACUGGAGAAGCCACGUCGCUGGCAUCACGUUCAGCUGCGUUUUUGUUGUGACUCAUUUCACCAACAAGUUUGUACUGUCUGUGCUAAAGUUCACCUAUCCAACUUUAUUCCAAGGAUGGCAGACGUUAAUGGGAGCUGUGCUGCUCCUGCUGGCUGGGAAACUGGGCUGGGUGGAAAUGAGACACAUCAGCAGAUCUGCUGCUCUCUCCUGGCUCCCGGGCUCAUUCCUGUUUGUAGGAAACAUCUAUGCAGGGUCAAGAGCGCUCUCUCACAUCGACAUUCCUUUUUACUUCACCAUGCAGAAUUCCUCUUUUGUUGUGAGUUACAUGAUGAUCAGGAUUCUUCACAGAGAUAGGACAUCAUGGCUCAAAUCCAUCAGCGUCCUGCUGAUGCUGCUGUCGGCCAUCAACCUUCCCCUGUUUGACCCUCAGUUUGACUACAGUGCCUACCUGUGGGCCUUUUGCCAUCUUUUCUGUGUCGGUGCAUACAGGGUGUUUCACGUUCAGCACAAGGCCAGUAAUCUGAGUGAUAUUGAACAGCAGUGCAUUAACUACCUGCUCAGUGUGCUGCUGCUGGGUCUCGCUGCUCACCCCACAGGUGACCUCACAGGUGCCUGGGAGUUUACUUCUUUUAACUCCUUCACUUUCCAAAGCGGCUGCUGCAUCAGUGCUGUUUUGGGUUUUUUGCUGCUGUUGGUCACAGUCAGACUAAAACAUGGACUGUCCCUGGAACACGUCAGAGUCUGGGGCUUUCUGUCGAAGGUUUCCGCCAUGGCGCUCUCACCUUUUAUGUUCAACACGAAUAUCAACACCAAAACUCUUUUAUGCGUGAUCAUCAGUCACCUCGGAGAGGCCCUGCUGAUUUAUUCUGACAGAGAUCCUCAACUUUGAUAACAAAUCUCAACAUGUUCUAAACUUUUAUGUAAACAAGAUAUUUUUCUACCUUUUUUUCUCUAAUUUCCUAUCUUUUGAUAAAUCUGAUGAUUAAAUAAAA